CACGACCAUCCGUCAGUGACAGACCGACAGUGGAUGGGUGGUAAAAUAAAACAUUUUGCUUUAUCUAAUGAACAUUUAAAAUGUUUACACGUUCAAGAUCAAUUUUUACUAAAGCACAUUCAUUGAGAAAUUUAAUCAAACCGGAAUUGCAAAAUGAAACUCGUGUUGUGUAUAAUAUCACCGCAACUAGAAGCCGGUCUACUACUCCUCUUAAUACUGUUAUAAUGUUUGUUCCUCAACAAGAGGCAUGGGUAGUUGAACGCAUGGGCAAAUUUCAUAGAAUAUUGGAACCAGGCUUAAACCUGCUGUGGCCAAUUGUGGAUAAGAUAAAAUAUGUUCAGAGUUUAAAAGAAAUAGCUAUAGAUGUCCCAAAACAAAGUGCUAUUACAUCUGAUAAUGUCACACUAAGUAUUGAUGGAGUACUGUAUCUUCGAAUUAUUGAUCCAUAUCUAGCAUCUUAUGGAGUUGAAGAUCCAGAGUUUGCCAUCACACAGCUUGCUCAAACUACAAUGAGAUCAGAACUAGGGCAAAUAUCAUUGGACAAAGUGUUCAGAGAGAGAGAAUCCUUGAAUGUUUCCAUUGUUCAUGCUAUAAAUAAAGCAAGUGAAGCUUGGGGCAUUACUUGUCUCAGAUAUGAAAUUCGUGACAUAAAACUGCCCACUCGAGUUCAUGAAGCAAUGCAAAUGCAAGUGGAAGCCGAGCGAAGAAAGAGGGCAGCCAUACUUGAAUCAGAAGGAGUUCGAGCUGCUGAUAUUAAUGUUGCAGAGGGAAAACGACAAGCUAGAAUACUUGCAUCAGAGGCUGAAAAGCAGGAACAAAUAAACAAAGCGUCUGGAGAAGCGCAGGCGAUGUUAGCUGUUGCUGAAGCACGAGCUCGAGGACUCAAGCUUGUCGCCAACGCAUUAGCUGAUAGGGAUAGUAAACACGCUGCGUCACUGACACUGGCAGAACAAUACGUAGCUGCAUUUAACAAACUAGCUCGGACAAACAAUACGCUGAUCUUGCCGGCCAACGCGGGCGAUGUAUCCAAUAUUGUUGCUCAGGCUAUGUCAAUAUAUUCCACUGUGACUGCGCACAAUAUGCAGUCCAUACAAAGUCAGCCCUCCAUCUCAGAAGUAGAAUACGACGAUCCUCUAGUCAAACUGAAUGCGCUAACAGAAAGGGGCUCAACUAUGGCCGGUCAAGCGGUGCCCAGAGAAGACGACAGCCUAGCCGAAUAUUUCUCAGACGAUGAAGAAAGAGAGAAAGCGUUGCAAGCACAAAAGGAGAAAAAGCAUCAGAAUGUACAAAAACUGGAUAGAGAUACGUAGACUUGUUAAGUAGUGAUUGUUGUUGGUAA
Messenger RNA from Chilo suppressalis (striped riceborer), 1339 nucleotides. The record is from the annotation of a GenBank genome assembly. NCBI's taxonomy places the organism in Eukaryota, Metazoa, Arthropoda, Insecta, Lepidoptera, Crambidae.